CAGUGGCGGUGAUAAGCGGAGGAAAAGCGGCAGACCCCACGUUCCCCUCAUUACAUCACCCGCGACUUUUCUUGAAUCCCUCUGCAGCAAUCAACCACGAUCGUGCAACCAGAUCAAUUCCUUGUCCUACCACCCGACUCGCCGUUACACCAAUACAAGUACCAUGUCGAGCAAAACCAUCAUCGUUACCGGUGCCUCGCGAGGAAUCGGCCUCGCCAUUGCGAAAUACCUCCUCACCGCGCCUCAAGCCCACAAUGUCGUCGUGAUCGCCCGCAGCCGCGAACCCCUCCAGCAGCUCAAGGAGCAAUACAGCAAGCAAGUCGAGGUGCUCAACGGCGACCUAUCUGACUUUUCGCUCGGUCAGAAGGCCGUCGAUCUGGCCCUCAAGUCUUUCGGCCGUCUGGACGGCAUGGUCCUGAACCACGGCAUCCUCGGACAAGUAGGAAAAGUGAUUGAUGCGGAUCCGCAAGAAUGGAAGGCCGGGUUUGAUGUGAACUUUAUCAGCUUGGUUGCUUUUAUCAAAGCCGGUCUUCCCGCGCUUCGCGAAUCCAAGGGAAAAAUCAUCUUCACCUCAUCGGGUGCGGCGGUCACGGCAUACAGGGGGUGGGCUCUUUACGGUGCGACCAAGGCGGCCAUGAACCAUCUGGCUUUGAGCCUGGGCGAAGAAGAGCCCGAGGUCACGACGAUUUCUAUUCGGCCCGGCAUGGUGGACACCGAGAUGCAGCGGGAGUUGCGCGAGGUCCAUGCUACGAAUUUGGAGCCGCAGAUGCAUGCCAAGUUUACGACGGUGCAUAAGGAGGGUAAGCUUCUGAAGCCCGAGCAGCCGGGCCAUGUGAUGGCGAAGCUGGUUUUGGAUGCGCCUAACGAGUUGAGUGGGAAGUUCUUCACAUGGAACGAUAAGGCGCUGGAGGCUUUCCAGUGAUUACGGCUAAAAUUCUGAUGAAGACAGUCAGCAUGUACCGUCGACAAGAUUCAUAGAACAUAUUGCAGAAUAGAAUACAUAAUCAGUCGAAAGAUGAAAAGCAGGUUACAUUUUAGAAGCAUUAGGCGUGAGCCUUCAUGUUU
Messenger RNA from Aspergillus ibericus CBS 121593, 1065 nucleotides. RefSeq names its product SDR family oxidoreductase. The transcript is spliced from 4 exons. The coding region runs from base 164 to 922 and encodes 252 amino acids. Gene Ontology annotation, cellular component: intracellular anatomical structure. Gene Ontology annotation, molecular function: oxidoreductase activity, acting on NAD(P)H, oxygen as acceptor. Lineage: Eukaryota; Fungi; Ascomycota; Eurotiomycetes; Eurotiales; Aspergillaceae. The record is from RefSeq and is a predicted model, not a curated record.